Varanus komodoensis (Komodo dragon) is the source of this 2869-nucleotide messenger RNA. RefSeq names its product RAD52 homolog, DNA repair protein (gene RAD52). Gene Ontology annotation, biological process: double-strand break repair via single-strand annealing; double-strand break repair via homologous recombination; mitotic recombination. Lineage: Eukaryota; Metazoa; Chordata; Lepidosauria; Squamata; Varanidae. Gene Ontology annotation, cellular component: nucleus. The transcript is spliced from 13 exons. The record is from RefSeq and is a predicted model, not a curated record. Bases 201 to 1496 code for a protein of 431 amino acids.
UAAGUCGAAGCUCCUCCCAUAGGCGGGUGGGGGAACUGAGGAUGUUUAGCGCAAGCGCGUUUGGAAGGGGCGGGAAGUUUGCCUUCCUUCGCUCGCCGUAGCUGUAUUUUUUUAACUGAAAUUUGGAAGUAACCAAAAGCUUUUGGUCCGCUGCCGUUGUUUGUAGUUUGGGAGCAGGUAACAGGACUGGAUAUGCAGGAAUGUCUAGAACAGAAUUGACAAAAGAUGGAACUAUCAGUACCAGUGCUAGCCCCAGUAUGUGGUUUGGACAGUGUCAGUAUACAGCAGAGGAGUACGGGGCCAUUCAGGCUGCUCUGCGACAGAGGCUGGGCCCAGAAUACAUCAGCAGCAGACAAGCUGGAGGAGGACAAAAGGUUUGUUACAUUGAAGGACACAGAGUCAUCAGUCUGGCCAAUGAAAUGUUUGGUUACAAUGGCUGGGCUCAUUCAGUUACUCAACAGAAUGUUGAUUUUGUUGACCUAAAUAAUGGGAAGUUUUAUGUGGGUGUCUGUGCCUUUGUGAAAGUCCAACUGAAGGAUGGGGCAUUCCAUGAAGAUGUUGGCUAUGGAGUAAGUGAAGGUUUGAAGUCUAAGGCCUUGUCCCUUGAAAAAGCAAGAAAGGAAGCUGUUACAGAUGGACUGAAGAGGGCAUUGAAGUGCUUUGGUAAUGCUCUUGGGAACUGCAUCCUGGAUAAAGACUACUUGCGAUCAGUGAAUAAGCUUCCACGACAGAUGUCUCCAGAUUUUGAUCUGAGUAAAGCCAAAAGGCAGGACUUGGAGCCUGCUGUUGAAAAGGCUAGGUACAGAAGCUGUCUACAAAAGGCACAUGAAGUCCCACAGCAGUUUUCCACAGCAAUCUCUGGCAAUCCUGACCAGUUAGAAUCUUCCUUGAGCGCUACUGAACAAGAUCAGCAAAACAGCAGAAUGUCACUGUCCUCGGAGUAUGAUGCAACGUAUCAUCGGAAGCUACGACAGAAGCAACUUCAGCAGCGGUUCCGACAGCAAAUGCAGAAGAAACAACAGCUUCCCUCAGAUCCCACAGCUGACAAAGCAAGAGAUCCAGAGGCAUCUACUCUUGCUGCCACGAAACAGAGCACUUCAGCUGUUCUGGAACCCACUGUGGAAGAGGACGUCCUUACAGAAGCAUGUACUCUCCCUGCUGUGAAACAGAGCACAUCAGGACUGCUGGAACCCACUGUGGAAGAAGAGUUCCUUGCAGAUGACCCUGAUCUGUGGGACUUACCUUUGGAGGGUGCUGAUCUCAGUGUUGCCAACCACAGUGCAGCAGCUGUGGCAGCCCAACAUCCAGGCACACCUCUUGGACAGUAUCACAUGACGACUCGCAGGAGAACGCCACAAAGAAUAAAUCAUCAGAGACAGUGUGCAAAACCUGCUCCCUGGAAUCCCUCUUCUGUCCCCAGCCCUUACUUACAAGCUGGAUGCAGCCCAUACAGGAAGAGCCAAGGAAUGAAGAAGAGAAAGCUGGAGCCCUCAUAGCAAUAAGAUGCAUUAUUUACAUAUUACCUGUCCAAAGUGUAUUCAAAACGCAACUUGGAUGGAUAAAAUUUCAGAAUGGCAAAUAUUCUCCAGGCUUUUCUACCUCCAGUAAUAAACAGGAAAAUAUUUUAUACAUGUCUUUUAACUGAAGACUUAAAAUACUACAUCAAAUCUAUCUUUGGAAGAUUGCAGUCUUAAUGGAAUGAAAGUUUGUAAUUUGAUUCCAUAUGCAAAUAUAAAAAUUACUUUAUUAACCUCCCUUAUUUUGAUGGGAAGAGAGCAGCAACAAGGAAGAUGUCUCUUGCAUAAGAAUGUGCUCUAAAGUACUUCUUUGGAUAUGUGUGUCUGGAAAAUUUUUAUUCUUUUAAACAAAAAAGUCCUUGCUUGUAAAGUUUCCAACCAGUUGAUGGAAUCUGAGCUUUUAGGCAAACAUUAGCAGUAAGUUACUUUUUUUGUGGGGAAUAAAGCAGUUUUAAGCCUUUAUCCCCUUGCACUGCUGAUUUGCUACUUAUACAGUAUUAGCGCCCUUUAUAACAGUGAUUAGUCUUUUUCCAUAGUGGUCUGUAUGGUUCAUCUUGGAGGCUAGUCUAACUCUGAAAAUUUUAAAAAUUGCAUACACCUUUUUAAACAUGCAUUUCUCCUAUUCUCUUUAUUGAAUAAAGAAAAAUGGUCAGUGGCUUGGGUGCAAAGUUAACACAGAGGCUGGUCUGGUGUUCAGAAUGGAUGCAAAUGCCUUUCAAAUUAUCUCUUAAGCAUGGAAUACAGCAUCUAGGUCAUACCUGUAUAACUCUGGUGCUCAGUACCUCCACCUCCCUCCUCCCCUCCAGCCUGCAAGCUCAGGCGAAUGGCAGAAGCUUUAAAAGUAGCAGUACACUUACAAAACAUUGACUUAAAAUUUUGGAAAAUGGAAUGCCAACUCUCUUUCCCUUUUGAACCCCAGCCCUGCUCUUGCUGUCUCCUCUAUCCCUGGCUUUGUUAGUCCCCCAUUUCCAGACUCUGCAAGUUCUCUAUCCUACCCUCUUUAUCUCAUUAUUGACUACUCCCAUCCUUUCAAUGGUACCCAUAGCAGUUUCUCAAAUGGUGUCCUAAAAGGCUUGGGUCCCUGCUAUACAUUUGUAUUCAAAAGUCCCAGUGAGAGCACUGUGCUAUUGGCAGGUUUAGUAUGUUCUUUCUAGUGGAUAGGGACAAAAGAUUUCACUUUGGCUUAAAUUGGGUUGUCUUACUGUAUUUGCCAUCUCAAUUGCUGUGAUUGUGUAUUUGUUAUUGCCAUAUUAUAUUAUAGUCAUACGUCUUGUACAUGAUAACCAUUAAAGAUGAAGGGUACUUUACAAUGUUUGUUCACUAAUAAAAAUGCCAGUGUUUUUCCCUGCAAA